GCCUCUAUUCCUUUUGUGUAGAGUUAAACUCUCUGCUGUCAGCUAAUCCCUUGCUUUGCUUUUCAGUGCAAACUAGCAAUAUGGCUUCAACCCUAUGUGGUCCAAAUGCUCUCCUGGCGCCAGCCCAAGCUCGUAGGAAUCCAAUAGCCUUUUCAACUGGCGGUUGCGCCAAGCUGCAUCGCACCGCACCCAUCCCGCCUCGCUCCUCCCCGCUACGCCAACCCCACCUCACCAGCCGGUCCGUUGCUGCUCGCGCUGAAAACAACAACAGCGGCCAGGCCAGCGGUGAGGCCGAGCCCCGGCGGGUGGUGUACAACACGGAGUUCGGCUACUCCCGCAAGGACGUGCUGCUCAUCUGCUUCGGGCUGCUGGGUCUGGGCUUCGGGCUGUACGGCGGGCUGCAGGCUGCGGGUCUGGAUGCGGGGCAGGCGGGCAACUGGGUGCAGCUGCUGAUCUUCCUGGGCAUCUGCGUGGGCUGGGUGAGCACCUACAUCUACCGCGUGGCAACCAAGCAAAUGACGUACGUGAAGCAGCUGGAGGCGUACGAGGAGGCGGUGAUACGGCGGCGAGUGGAUGAGAUGACGGAGGCUGAGCUGGCGGCGCUGGCGGAGGAGGUGGAGGCGGAGCGGGCGGCGGCGGCGGGGAGGCGGAAGCAGCAGAAGUGAAAGCACUGGGGAAUCCCAGUUCCAGUGUGCUGAACUGCUGGUUCAAGCGAAGGGGUGGGGACGGCGGAAUGAGGGUGGAGGGUGGAUGGUAGUGGAAGAAACUAGUUUACCAGGUGGCAAGGCUUUGUCCUGGGUUGGGGGCCAGCAGCAGCUGUAGCAGUGGCAGGAAGGGGGAGGAGCAGAGCGGGGGGACACGGAUUGAGCUGAGUGGGGUUGGGGCGGUGUAUGGGUUCAGGAGGGUGGUCAGCGCAGCAGGGAGGCGGAGGGGGGGGCAGCGCAGGGUGGGUUGCCCCCGCAGGUGCAACGAGGCAGAACGUGCCCCGCAGGUGCAACGAGGCAAGCGGGCCAGGGGGGUCGAAGACCAUACCAAACCAUAGGAGACCACAGGUUACCGGUAGGGCAGGGGGGGGGGAGGUGGAGCGGGCUGCAGAGCAGCUGGCUGACGUGUGCUGCACCAAUGUGUUGACACCUGGAGUAGGGUGCGACUAGGGCAUUGAGAAGGCGUUGGAGUUAUUAUGAAUAUGUUUGGAAGGGUAGGGUUGAGAUCUGGAUCGUUGGAGAUCUGGGGUUCACAGCUGCCAUGUCAGGUGCUGUUUCGCGGUGAGGAGAGGCCCGCCAUGAGGGGCUGAAGUGGUCCAUGUAGGGCCUGGCUGCAUGUAGGGCCUGCGGAUUCAGCAGAUGACCCCGCUCGCCU
This is a messenger RNA of Astrephomene gubernaculifera, 1359 nucleotides long. The record is from the annotation of a GenBank genome assembly. NCBI's taxonomy places the organism in Eukaryota, Viridiplantae, Chlorophyta, Chlorophyceae, Chlamydomonadales, Astrephomenaceae.